Messenger RNA from Clupea harengus (Atlantic herring), 839 nucleotides. Its product is annotated as adhesion G protein-coupled receptor E3-like. Gene Ontology annotation, molecular function: G protein-coupled receptor activity. Gene Ontology annotation, biological process: adenylate cyclase-activating G protein-coupled receptor signaling pathway; cell surface receptor signaling pathway. Gene Ontology annotation, cellular component: plasma membrane. Lineage: Eukaryota; Metazoa; Chordata; Actinopteri; Clupeiformes; Clupeidae. The record is from RefSeq and is a predicted model, not a curated record.
UGUAGGAUGAAUGUUGAUGAAUACUGAUUGACUAAUCCAUAAACCCAAAUAUGCUCUAUUGGUAAAGCAACAAUUGUAUCUGUAAUCAGAGCCAUAAACCCAGAUAUGCUCUACCAAACCAAAAUAAAAUGUUAAAUGCUUUAAAUAACGAUAUGCAUGCUCAGUUUCCUAUAUUUCCUUGUCAGUGCAAUGUCAUCUUCUUCACUGUCAUCUUCAUCGGCUUCAGCAGCAUCAUAUCAAAGGCAAACACUGACAUCUCAAAGAUUAAACAAAUGAAGAUUCUUAUCAUGAAAACUGCGGUCCAGUUCUUCAUCCUGGGUUGCCCCUGGAUACUCGGUUUCUUCGUGAAAAGCAGCGACAUACUGAACAUUCUCUUCCUUUUCCUCAACUCCCAGCAAGGAACCUUCCUGUUUCUGGUCCACUGUGUUCUCAAUGAGGGGGUUCGGCAGCAAUACAGGAAGUGGUGGCUGAAUCUGAAGCAGGGAUCCAAUCGUACUAACCCCUACAAUGCAAGUGCAGUAACUAAAACAACAUCUUCACGAUAAUUAAAACCAAAUUUAACAACAGUUCAUCUCUGUCCCACUCACAUGUGUGGUCUAGCUAUUAACAAUGCAUUUGCUAAUGCUAUGACGGUGUUAGAAAUCUAUAAUAUGGUUGUUACUAUCAAAUGUGAUAUACCCUUCUCCAAAUAGGUGCUCAUACAAUAUUAACGGUAGUAAUGGUAUGAAUUGUAAUUCCCUAUUAAUAGUAAACUGUAUUUACAAUAAAUAGUCCUUUUAUCUGCUCAUUUGUAAAGCACUUUGAAUUGUGUGAAUUUUGCUACAUCAAUAAACUUAUCU